CAUUCCUAAAUGUUGCAGGCGGUAUAUUACUAUAAGAAAUAUUGAGAACGAUGCUGGAGCCCGUCUAAUUUCUCCAGAAAAAAGGAAAUGUCGGUAUACCGAUGAGAAUUCACUGAAAGUGUACCGACACUAUUCCUACACAGCGUGCACUGUUCAGUGCAGGAUGGAUGCACAGAUGCGUAUUUGUAACUGCACUAAUUUCUUUAUGCCGAACACUCCAGAACAUUUGAAAUGCAAUGUGAGCGGCAUUAUCUGUUUGAACGAUCACGUUAAUGUUCUUUCAGUCCUGCGUGCAAAAUGGUCGUCACGUAAUGGUUUAUACUGUAACUGUCUGCCAUCAUGUACUGAAGCUGAGAUAUCUAUUAUUAAAGAUUUUAAAGCGACUACAACACAAGGAUUUGCAACAGUACAAAUAGCGCUAGCCAUGUUACCAAGCGAAAGAUAUCGGAGGAACGUUGUUCGAGGAGUUCUUGAUUUAGUAGUAUCCACAGGUGGUACUGGAGGACUAUUCCUUGGCGCAAGUAUCUUGAGUUUCGUAGAACUAAUAUAUAUUCUUCUGCUGCGUCCGUUUUGCGAUAUAUACAGCAGGCGGCAUGAUGAUCCUUGGUAUAAGAAAUUUGGCACUCGCAAGCUUGAGGAUAACAAGUUUGUUCCUAAUCCUGUUUGGAGUUACAACAAUGCAAAACCAAGUAAUAAUCAGCACGAACAUAUACGAGUACAACCGGAUAAAAACGAAUAAUAUUGUUUUAAAAGAAAUAUCAAAUAUCCUUAGAUCUUUUUUUUUACUCUUUAUUUUUAAAGUUCAAUUGGGAUUUGGUUUUGGAUGAUAUAAAUACCUACAUUGUAUUAACACAAUAUAUAUCUUUCUAUAAUUUCAUCAAAUAUAAGCAUAAUAUUUUCUCUGUAA
Molecule: messenger RNA, 907 nt
Organism: Galleria mellonella (greater wax moth)
Lineage: Eukaryota; Metazoa; Arthropoda; Insecta; Lepidoptera; Pyralidae
Product: pickpocket protein 19-like
Exons: 3
Coding region: 164-739 (191 amino acids)
Biological process (GO): sodium ion transmembrane transport
Cellular component (GO): membrane
Molecular function (GO): ligand-gated sodium channel activity
Source: RefSeq, a predicted model, not a curated record